This is a messenger RNA of Paraglomus brasilianum, 858 nucleotides long. NCBI's taxonomy places the organism in Eukaryota, Fungi, Glomeromycota, Glomeromycetes, Paraglomerales, Paraglomeraceae. The record is from the annotation of a GenBank genome assembly.
AUGAAAAUCAACCAAGAAAAACAAAAUCACUCCAAAGAACUUUCCCAAAAGGAGGAAUAUCAAAAAUAUUUAGAGGAAUUGGAAGACCCUAAUUAUCAGGGUGGUUCUUGGGCUUUACCCGAAAACCCUACUCCACUGGAACAGGCCAAAUAUGAUAUUUGUCAAAAAGUAAUCAGAUAUAAGCGAAAUAAUAAGUUAACUACUGAGGAAUUUGCUAAAAAAAUCCAACUAACUAAACCAGAAACCGAGGAUAUUCUUUAUUGUCGCUUAGACUACUUUACUUUGGAUCGACUAAUGGAAUACACCAAUAAGUUAUUUUCUCCUUGUGAAUCAGGUAAAAUCUUGAUCGACCAAAUUACCACGACCGAUAAAGUAAAAAGAGUGGGUAAAUUUGUUGGUCGAUUGGAUGAAAAAUUAAUGGUGAAAGUUGAAAGGGCAAUUUGUUAUGUGCUGGCUUUAUCUACCGAAGCAUUAAUGGAAGAACUGGAAGCCAGAAAGAAAAAUAAAUGCACGGGAACCCUAGAAAUAGCCAAAAAGGCUGAUUUAUUAAUUCAACCAACGGGAGCCAGUAGAGCAGACUUAAUUCCCGCCAUCAAAGAAUUUCACGCUUUAAAAAAGGCGGGAAUAAAUAAGAAAAAACUUUUAUUUGUCCUUACCAGACUAGCCACGCCAGCGGAAGCGGAAGCAGGAAAGGAAUAUUUACAAAAAAGCGGUUAUAAUUAUUCGCCAAUUGUUCUGUAUGAAAAAGCCUCUUAUCGUCAAGUUCAAAAUGAGGGAAAGUCAGUCAGCGAAGUAAACUAUAAAAGUCUACGCAAGCAAGCCAAAGACUUAGUUAACAAUAUUCUCAAAUACUUAUAA